This is a messenger RNA of Rana temporaria (common frog), 4232 nucleotides long. It is a transcript of the gene PLCB4, whose product is annotated as phospholipase C beta 4. The transcript has 41 exons. Gene Ontology annotation, biological process: lipid metabolic process; phosphatidylinositol-mediated signaling. The record is from RefSeq and is a predicted model, not a curated record. Gene Ontology annotation, molecular function: phosphatidylinositol-4,5-bisphosphate phospholipase C activity; calcium ion binding. NCBI's taxonomy places the organism in Eukaryota, Metazoa, Chordata, Amphibia, Anura, Ranidae. Bases 391 to 4011 code for a protein of 1206 amino acids.
CUAAUCAGCCGAAGAGCGCGGCCCCGGGAGGAGCUUGCAGGGCUCCAGUCCAGCGGUGGUGGAGGCGGCGGUGGCGCGCCCCUCCAGGGACGGGGUGUCGGGCUGUGUGUGUCUCCCGGCCAGUCCCGAUAGAAGAAGGCGCGGAGCAUAUAUAGCGGAGCCGGAGAGAGUGCGGAGAGCCAGCGGGAGCAGCACGAGGAAAGAAUGGAUUUCUUACCAUGAGCUUUACAGAAAAUCAGUGAUCUGCAUAUUCAAGGGUGUUCUGUGAUGGAAUGCAAAAAGGUCCCCACAAAUAGCCACUGAAGAAGAGAAAAGGUCUAAUCACUUGUCUGCUAUAAAGUCCCCUGAUUGCGAGCUUCUCCAGACCUGUUUGACCUUUAGAAACCAAACAUGGCCAAGCCGUAUGAAUUUAACUGGCAGAAGGCCGUCCCUGCUUUCAUGCAAGAAGGAGCCGUGUUUGACAGAUAUGAAGAGGAGUCGUUUGUUUUCGAGCCUAAUUGCCUCUUUAAAAUGGAUGAGUUCGGCUUCUUUCUUUCAUGGAAGAGCGAAGGAAAGGAAGGCCAAGUUUUGGAAUGUUCCCUGAUCAACAGCAUACGGUGCGGGGCAGUGCCCAAGGAUCCAAAAAUCCUGUCUGCGCUGGAGUCCGCUGGAAAAGCCGAAAGCGAUCUGGAAGGGCGGAUCGUGUGCGUCUGCUCCGGGACGGACCUGGUGAACAUCAACUUCAUUUACAUGGUGGCGGAGAGCGUGGACGUAGCGAAGCAAUGGGUAGAAGGGCUAAGAUCUAUCACGCAUAACUUUAGAGCCAACAACGUCAGUCCAAUGACAUGUCUCAAAAAACACUGGAUGAAACUUAUGUUCCUCACCAACAUCAAUGGAAAAAUCCCAGUUCGAAGUAUCACACGGACAUUUGCAUCAGGAAGGACGGAAAAAGGCAUCUUUCAAGCGCUGAAAGAAUUAGGUUUUCCGAGUGGAAAGAAUGAGGACAUCGAACACUCGACUUUUACAUUCGAUAAAUUUUAUGAGCUUACACAGAAGAUUUGUCCUCGAACUGACAUAGAAGAGCUUUUCAAAACAAUCAAUGGAGAAAAAUCGGAUUGUUUGACGGUAGACCAAUUAGUGAGCUUUCUAAAUCAACAUCAAAGAGAUCCUCGUCUGAAUGAAAUCUUGUUCCCGUUCUACGAUGCAAAGAGAGCAAUGCAGAUCAUAGAGAUGUAUGAGCCGGAUGAAGAGCUAAGGCAAAAAGGUCAAAUAUCAAGCGAUGGAUUCUGCCGAUAUCUGAUGUCUGAUGAGAAUGCCCCAGUCUUUCUCGACCGAUUGGAACUCUAUCAGGAAAUGGAGCAACCGCUUGCACACUAUUUCAUUAGCUCCUCCCACAAUACAUACCUUACCGGCAGACAGUUUGGUGGCAAAUCAUCUGUAGAAAUGUACAGACAGGUUCUUCUAGCUGGAUGCAGGUGUGUGGAGCUGGAUUGCUGGGAUGGAAAAGGUGAAGACCAGGAGCCCAUAAUUACUCAUGGGAAGGCCAUGUGUACUGAUAUCCUAUUUAAGGAUGUAAUACAAGCCAUCAGGGAGUAUGCGUUUGUCACCUCGGAGUAUCCUGUAAUCCUUUCAUUUGAGAACCAUUGCAGUAAAUAUCAACAGUACAAGAUGUCCAAAUACUGCGAGGAAAUUUUCGGGGAUCUCCUACUGAAGCAGCCCCUUGAGUCAUACCCGCUCGGAGCUGGAAAACCUUUACCGUCUCCCAACGACUUAAAGAGAAAGAUCCUCAUUAAAAACAAGCGCUUAAAACAGGAAGUGGAGAAAAAGCAGCUCGAAGCCUUGAAAAAAAUGAUGGAGUCUGGGGAGAACGUGGCACCAACCAGCAUCCUAGAAGAUGACAUCGAGGAAGAGAUCGAAAAUGCUGAUCAAGAGGAAGAAGCCCAUCCUGAGUACAAGUUUGGAAGUGAGCUGUCAGCAGAAGACCUCAGCCAAAAAGAAGCUGUAGCUAAUAGUGUAAAAAAGGUUGUGGAAGACUCUGAACCAGAAAACAAUAAUAAAAAGGGCCAAGAAACUGUGGAUGAUGAACAAGCGUGGAUGGCCAACUAUAAAUAUGUAGGAGCCACAACCAAUAUACAUCCGUUUCUGUCAGCGAUGAUCAACUACGCCCAGCCAGUAAAAUUCCAGAGCUUUAAAGUGGCAGAAGAGAAGAAUAUUCAUUACAACAUGUCUUCUUUUAACGAAUCGGUUGGAUUGGGGUAUUUGAAGACGCAUGCCAUUGAGUUUGUAAACUACAACAAACGUCAGAUGAGUCGGAUCUACCCCAAGGGGGGGCGAGUGGAUUCCAGUAAUUACAUGCCGCAGAUUUUCUGGAACGCCGGCUGCCAGAUGGUCUCCCUGAACUAUCAGACCCCAGAUUUAGCUAUGCAGCUGAACCAAGGCAAAUAUGAAUACAACGGAUCUUGUGGUUUCCUCCUUAAGCCAGACUUCAUGCGCCGUCCUGACAGAACAUUUGACCCGUUCUCGGAGACCCCUGUGGAUGGAGUGAUUGCGGCCACCUGCUCUGUUCAGGUUAUAUCCGGACAGUUUCUAUCGGACAAAAAAACGGGGACCUACGUUGAGGUGGACAUGUAUGGACUGCCGACAGACACCAUCCGGAAGGAGUUCAAGACACGGAUGGUCAUGAACAACGGCCUGAAUCCCGUUUACAAUGAGGAGCCAUUUGUAUUUAGAAAGGUUAUCCUGCCUGACCUGGCUGUGCUGAGGAUCGGUGUGUAUGACGACAAUAAUAAAUUGAUAGGCCAAAGGAUAUUACCACUGGAUGGUCUUCAAGCUGGCUAUCGGCACAUCUCUCUUCGGAAUGAGGGCAACAAGCCUCUGUCUCUGCCCACCAUCUUCUGUAACAUUGUCCUCAAGACGUAUGUUCCCGAUGGGUUUGGAGAUAUUGUUGAUGCUUUAUCAGAUCCAAAGAAGUUCCUCUCCAUCACUGAGAAGAGAGCAGACCAGAUGAGGGCGAUGGGCAUUGAAACUAGUGACAUCGCAGACGUGUCUGACAAUACAAAGAACGAUAAGAAAGGGAAAGCCAAUAACGCCAAAACAAGCGUCACCCCCCAAACCAGCUCGGAACUGCGGCAAACCACGGCGUCUACUUCCGGCACAACCAACGAAGUCAAGAAAGGUGUUGAGCCGAUCCCACAAGUGAAAGUUGAAGAUUUAAAACAGAUGAAGGCAUACGUCAAGCAGCUAAAGAAGCAGCAAAAAGAACUCAACGCUCUGAAGAAGAAACAGGCAAAAGAACACAGCGCUAUGCAGAAGGUACACUGCACACAAGUUGACAAAAUAGUGGCCCAGUUUGAUAAGGAAAAGUUGACUCUUGAGAAGAACUUAGAAAAAGCGAUCAAGAAGAAAGGAGGAAAUAGCUGUGUUGAAAUGAAGAAAGAAACAGAAAAUAAAAUUCAGGUUUUAACUUCAGAUCAUAAAUCCAAGGUAAAAGAUAUCGUGGCUCAGCAUACAAAGGAGUGGUCCGAUUUGAUAAGCACCCACAGCGCUGAAGAACAGGAACUCCGGGACCUCCACCUGAGUCAGCAGUGCGACCUCCUCAAAAAACUGCUCAUUACCGUCCAAGAACAACAGACGCAGCAACUGAAACUCUCACAUGACCGAGAAAGCAAGGAGAUGAGGGCAAACCAGGCCAAGAUUUCCAUGGAGAACAGCAAAGCCAUAAGCCAAGAUAAAUCCAUCAAGAAUAAGGCAGAGCGUGAAAGGCGGGUGAGGGAACUGAACAGCAGCAACACAAAGAAAUUCCUGGAAGAGAGGAAAAGACUUGCAAUGAAACAGUCAAAAGAGAUGGACCUGCUGAAAAAAGCCCAGCUAGAACACCUGGAGAUCCUGGAUAAGCAGAAUGAACAGCUUUUGAAAUCGUGUCAUGCAGUGUCUAACUCGCAAGGCAAAGGAAAUCCAGCAGAUGGUCAAACUGGAAGCCGAGAUGGACCGCAGGCCUGCAACAGUUGUGUAAAGCUGCAAAACGCAAACUGAAGUCGAAGCAAUCUACUGUCCUUUUCAAGAACACUGUAAAUUUUUAAAACGACCACAGACACUGAAUAUGAAGUGUGCUCUUAUGUUAGACCCUAUUUUGUCUUUGGCGAGAUUUUAAGACUGGCAUAUUUCCCUUUUAACAUUCUGAGCACUGCACUAUUUAUGAUACAGAAAAUACAUAAUUAUACAGUUAUAAAGGUUAAAAAGACAAAAAAAAAAAA